Molecule: messenger RNA, 4537 nt
Organism: Folsomia candida
Lineage: Eukaryota; Metazoa; Arthropoda; Collembola; Entomobryomorpha; Isotomidae
Gene: Gpo1
Product: glycerol-3-phosphate dehydrogenase, mitochondrial
Exons: 22
Coding region: 1455-3635 (726 amino acids)
Biological process (GO): glycerol-3-phosphate metabolic process
Cellular component (GO): mitochondrion; glycerol-3-phosphate dehydrogenase (FAD) complex
Molecular function (GO): glycerol-3-phosphate dehydrogenase (quinone) activity; calcium ion binding
Source: RefSeq, a predicted model, not a curated record
CAGUUCAGCUGUGGUAGUGCUUCCGCGAUCAUCAGCAACGCAAAAGUACUCGGGAUUUUCCUUCGGAAUUCCUAUAAAAUAGAAUUGGGUGGUGUGUGUGUCGUGCGGGUAUGAGAUUUGAUCCACCAGAAACUGUUCUAAUAUACAUGACGCAUACACAUAGAUCCAGAAACAGUAGAGAUAGCACUUCUUCUUGCUGUUUGUUGCUGGACUUUACUUGUUACACUUUAUGUACAACUGCAGAAGAGGAAGUACCAAGUUGUUCCUCCGAGUGGAAAUCGGAUUAUGGACACCACGAAUUGCUAUCUCACACAGUUGAAUAAAGUCGACUCUCGACAAUAGCACAGUUUUAAUGUGACAGAAUAAGAAAUACGCUCGCGAAUUUUGUGCUGGACUUCACAUGUAAGACAUAUAUACGUACAGUCAGUAAGCUUUAGGUUUAUGUGGAUUUCCACUAUCCAGUCUCGUGCAAAUUGCAGGAUACGUGGUAAUAUUGAGAUAAUAAUGAAAGAGCUCAGAGUUCCGAGCAGAGCAUAUCGCGAAUAAGCCAAUUUUGUUACUGCACUGUCCUAGUGGAACAUAUAGCGUGGACAACCUCGGAAUAUGCUCAACUGCAUGAGAAUAAGAUUUAAGAAUGCAUUGCGGCUCUCUUUCCUCAGAGAACACGAAUUAUGUUCUCUUGUGUUAAUAACAGUUGCAGACCGCGUGUGUCGACCUUGAACUUGAUUUUGCCAUUACAGAAACGAGUAAAUAAUGCUGUGAUUACGUGAUCAAAAUUACUUGACCAACGGCAGGAACACAUCAUAAAUUUUAUGUUGUUUGUGAUGUAUUGCAAGUUGGAGAGUGCACACUUGCUCGUAACAUUUUCUGUGUGAAUCUGCAAACCAUGUAACUGCGAGAAAGUUGAGUUAAUAGUAAAUCAAGCAGUGCAGCAGGACUUUCCCUCGGUUAUAAAGCAUCCAAGACAAGGGAUGUUAUCUUCCGUACUCGAGAUAUCAUUUAGACGACUAGGAUAUAAAAAUAAUUCUCUUGGGCAAUCGCAAGCAGCCAACUAAAAUCCACUCUCCUUCUUCCUCGAUCUGUGACUUGGGACUCAACGAGUUUUUUCAGAGAAAGAAACUUUGCUGGUCGGUUUAAUAGUGGAGGAUUUUUUACUGAUUCUUGCCAAAGUUUGACUGCAACACCGGAAUCUAAUCAAAUAAACGUGGAUAUCAAUACAAUGGAUACACGAUACAUAUACAACUUCAUCCUAUAGCACUUGCUCACACACUUCGACUGCAUGAUAUCUACCAUUUGUACUACUCCUACUACUACAAAGCAGCAACUUUCUGGUUCCUUUUUCAUAGCCAGGUUGCUGCUGAUACCAUUGUGAUUUGAGGACUAGUUGCGGUUUAACGCAUUUUUCCUCUGCACCAGACUAUUUUCCUGUAAUUCAGUAAUUAUUUUUUUCAACAAUGUCCUUUGGACGAAAUUUACGGCGGUUCAUAGGCUAUGGCUCGGCCAUUGGGGGCGGCUACUUUGUCGCGACUUGGAUGAUGCAGGAACCAACUAGUGCAUGGGCUCCCGUCUCGAUGGACCUGAACCAUUUGAACGUUCGGCCUAAGCGACCACUUCCAACGAGAGCAGAACAGUUAAAGUCCCUCCAGUCGGACGAGUUUGACGUGUUGGUGAUUGGCGGGGGUGCGACGGGGAGCGGUUGUGCAUUAGACGCCACGACCCGAGGCCUUAAAACGGCACUGGUUGAGUUGGAUGAUUUUGCAUCUGGCACAAGCAGCCGAUCCACCAAAUUGAUCCAUGGCGGAGUCCGAUACCUCCAAAAAGCCAUUAUGGGGUUCGACAUUGAGCAGUAUCGCAUGGUAAAGGAAGCUUUGCAUGAACGAGCAAAUUUGCUUCAAAUUGCUCCACACCUGGCCUACCCACUUCCCAUUAUGCUUCCAGUUUAUAGAUGGUACCUCGUGCCCUAUUAUUGGGCAGGGAUUAAGGCCUAUGACUUUGUAGCAGGCGGAAAACGAGUCAAGCCGUCCUACUAUCUGUCAAAAGAGAGAGCCUUGGAGCUUUUUCCCAUGUUGCGGAAAGAUAAAUUGUGUGGAGCUUUGGUUUACUACGACGGUCAACAAAACGAUGCCAGGAUGAACUUGUCGAUUGCUCUAACUGCGACGCGUCUCGGAGCCACUAUUGCAAACCACGUGAAAGUAUUAGAUUUAGUCAAAGAACGGGAUGAGGAAGGAAUUCAGCGUAUUGUAGGUGCCAAGUUGCAUGACGAAAUUUCAGGAAAGGAGUUUAAUGUGCGAGCGAAGUGUGUCAUCAACGCGACGGGCCCAUUUACAGAUCAAAUCAGGAAAAUGGACGACCAAAAAGUGUCCGAUAUCUGCUGCCCCUCUUCAGGCGUGCAUAUUGUGCUUCCCGGCUAUUACAGCCCUGAAGAGAUGGGACUUCUUGAUCCCGAUACUUCCGACGGGAGAGUUAUUUUCUUCCUUCCGUGGCAGAAGCUCACAAUCGCAGGAACAACCGAUACCCCCUGCGACGUGACACGCAGUCCUGCCCCCACAGAAAAAGAUAUAUCUUUCAUCCUUCACGAAGUAAAACACUAUCUCAACCCUGACUUGGAAGUCCGUCGAGGCGACGUUUUGUCUGCUUGGAGUGGGAUUAGACCAUUGGUGAGUGACCCAAACAAACCAGAUACUCAAUCUCUGGCCCGAAAUCACAUUGUCCAUGUCAGCCCUGGUGGUUUAGUUACCAUCGCUGGUGGGAAAUGGACCACUUACAGGUCCAUGGCCGUCGAUGCAGUAGAUGCUGCAGUUCAAGCUUGCAAACUACAGCCAACCAGCCCCAGUCAAACGGAUGGACUUCUUCUCGAAGGUGCUCAUGGAUGGUCUCCCACUCUGUAUAUUCGUUUGGUCCAGGACAUGGGUCUAGAACCGGAAGUAGCGAAACAUUUGGCAAACACUUACGGGGAUCGAGCUUUCUCUGUGGCAAAAUUGUCUGCUCUCACUGGAAAACGAUAUCCAGUAGUUGGGAAGCGUCUUCAUACUGAAUUUCCUUAUGUGGACGCAGAGGUUCGCUAUGCCGUGAAAGAGUAUGCGGCAACUGCCGUCGACGUCAUUGCUAGAAGGACACGUUUGGCAUUUUUGAAUGCUCAGGCAUCCGUUGAAGCAUUGGACACGGUGGUUGAUAUCAUGGCAGAGGAGCUCAAAUGGUCACCUGCCGAGAAAAAAAGGCAACAAGACAUGGCGAUUGAAUUUAUCCAAACUGAGAUGGGGAUGGGAGUGAGCGAAAAGACUCGAGCGGAGGCCAUCACGGUUGAAUUGACUAAUUUGGAACGCGAAAUUUAUACAAAGCGGUUCCAAUCCAUAGAUCAAGAGAAGAAAGGAUUCAUCACCAUUAAUGACAUUCGCAGAAGUUUGAAGAAUCAAGGGGAAGAUGUGCCGGGUGAGGUACUGCAUUCUAUCCUAAAAGAGCUGGAUACGAAUCGGAAUGGUCAGGUUGAGAUCGAGGAAUACCUUGCUAUGAUGUCUGCUAUAAAAUCGGGUGCUGUUGUUAACUCAAGAUUUGCAAGAAUGGCAGAAAUGGAAGAGGAGAGACUGCGAUUGCUCAGAACAAAGAUAACCGUCGAUCGGUCUGGAGGAGGGCUUUAAAUAUUAUUAUCGUAAAAAUAUACACACCACACACAUGUACUUGUUGACAGUAAAAAUCAGUAGUCUUCUAAGAUUUUCUAGUCGUUUUUUGGAUAAAUCGUAGUCUACAGUUUGACGAAUUUAUUAUUAUUCAAGUUCCAAAGAGGGCAAAAAAAUGUGUACAGUUGCCGAACUAUUUUUCCUAUAGACUAAAAAUAUCAUGUUCUGAACUGUUCUCUCUGUAGUGUAAAGUAGCAAAAUUUCCAAACCAAAACUUCAUAGUGCUGCAAUAAGGAUUGACAAAUAACUGUUCAAUUAAAAAUCAGACUUACCAAAUUUAUGUACAUAAAUGCGUGAUUAAAGUGCAGGUGCAAUAUUAAUGUGAUUCGAUUAAAAAAUAUAUUACUUUUACGAGGCAUAGGAUUUCGUAAAAUCAAUCUCUCUGAACUUGGUUUUUGAGUCUGAAAUCUUGAUAUUACUUAUAUUAAAACAAUGCGAAACUAUUCUAACGAUAAUAAAAUUUCAGUCCCAUAUUUGUGAUACCUAUGAUUUAUCAACAAACAAAUUUUGUACCUUAUCAAUGAGCUAUGAUAAUUCUUGCCUCUAUGAUUACACAAGCGUUAUCCGUUCUGUUAGUUUACAUGUUUCCGAGUAUAAGCGAUAUUAUUAUAAUGUAACAAAUAACAAUCUUCACCAUAUUGAUGCUAUCUGGAUCUGGAGUUAUAUAGGUCAAGUUGUCUUGCUAAAUGUGUAGUAAGUAAAAAUUUCAGGUCGUAACUUCCUACCUCUUAAAUUAAUUAGAAAGAAAAACGAGUAGAUAGUUCUACUCCAGAUACAUGUUCACCGUACUCGUUUAAUUAUUACUAUAAACGUUUGUCUUGUCUGCGGAAAAACACUUAAUAAAUAUAAACUGUAUUGUUCCA